AUGCAGCGUCUAUCUUCAAAAACCGAUUCCUAUGACAUUUUGGGCUUUCAGGGGGAAGGGAAUUUUGGAACAGUGCUAAAAUGCAUAAAGAGGAGCAGCGGUGAACUUGUGGCAAUAAAAACUCAUAAGAAAAAUGUCCGCAGAUGGGAAGUUGAGAAUGAACUUAGGAUGCUGACAGCAUUGACAGAGGUGGAUUCAGAGAGGUGCCACAUUGUUCGUUUUUAUGAAUAUUUCUAUGUCUUCAACAAAUGCUGCUUGGCUUUUGAAUACAUGGAACAAAGCUUAUUUGAAUUUCAGAAAAAGAACAGUUUUUCUCCAUUACCAAUAAGACAUAUAAGGACAAUUAGCAUUCAGGUCUUAAAAGCUUUAUACAAGUUAAAAGAGCUGUCUAUCAUUCAUACAGAUUUAAAGCCAACAAAUAUCAUGUUGGUUGACCAGGGAAUAUUCCCAUUCAGGGUCAAAGUAAUUGAUUUUGGGUCUGCAAGUAAACAUAAUAAAGUCCAGAAUAUCAAGGGUUCUUACAUCCAAACACGUUACUACAGAGCCCCUGAAGUCAUUCUGGGAUUGCCCUUCUCUGAAAAGGUGGAUAUGUGGUCCCUUGGGUGCAUUAUGUCCGAACUACAUCUUGGACGUCCUCUUUACCCUGGUCGGAAUGAGCAUGAACAAAUAUCUUAUAUCUGUGAUACCCAGGGAAUGCCGAACAGCAACUUGUUGACCAAGGGUUGCAAAGCAACAAACUUUUUCACUAGGGAAAGAAAUAACAACAUGGACAUCAUAUGGCAACUUAAAUCAAUGGAUCAAUACCAAAUGGAAACCAAAGGAACACCUCUGAAAAAGAGAAACUUUAUCCUGCAAUCCUUGGACCAGAUGGCAUUGUUGAAUGCUCCAAAGGCUCCUUACACCAACAAUGAGGCCCUGGCUGAAUGUGAAGACCUGAACCACAUGGUUCAUUUGAUAAAGGUGAUGCUGACCUGGGACUCCCAGGAGAGGAUAAGUCCUCUGACAGCCAUCACACAUCCAUAUAUUACACUCAUGGAAAUGAAAAGGAAAUAUACUAAUACCAAAUAUUUCCAGUUUUGUAUGCAGAGUCUUAAAGACUCAUUUAAUAAAGAUGAAAGUGAGCAAUACAGCAAAUGGGAAGAGAAUUAUGAUGUACAAGACCACCAUGAUUAUUGCUGUGGUGAGACAAAGCAGAAUAUAACAUCUAUGGAUUCUCACCAGCAAAAUAUUAGCAAAAAGGUUAAUCUGAGCUCUGGCACUUCCAAAAACAACUCUGUUGCUGGAAAAGCUCAUAUCUUGGUUAAGGAUCUACCACCAUCACGUAAGGUUAGUUUUAUUUAA
This is a messenger RNA of Bombina bombina (fire-bellied toad), 1341 nucleotides long. Its product is annotated as homeodomain-interacting protein kinase 4-like. Gene Ontology annotation, cellular component: cytoplasm; nucleus. Gene Ontology annotation, biological process: peptidyl-threonine phosphorylation; peptidyl-serine phosphorylation. The record is from RefSeq and is a predicted model, not a curated record. Lineage: Eukaryota; Metazoa; Chordata; Amphibia; Anura; Bombinatoridae. Bases 1 to 1341 code for a protein of 446 amino acids. The transcript has a single exon. Gene Ontology annotation, molecular function: ATP binding; protein tyrosine kinase activity; protein serine/threonine kinase activity.